AUGAGCCUUUUCAAGGUGUUACACUCUUUAACCGCCGGCGAUGACGGCAGCCACUCCCUCCUCCCGAGAUUGUCCUAUACGACGGGUGAUAAUGGUUCGGGGGAGAGUAUUGAUCCCCUACCGGCAGAUCAUCGCAGGGGCCUAGUGGCUGUCUUUAUCAUGGCCAUUCUUUCCACGAUCGCUACUCUCAUGUUGAUUUCGUUCAUUACCUGGCGACUGGUUUUCUGGCGCGGAAGCUAUCAACGAUACAUCGGUUACAAUCAGUAUGUCGUCCUCAUCUACAACCUGGUUAUCGCGGAUAUCCAGCAGUCACUCGCUUUCUUGAUAUGUGCCAAGUGGUACGCGGAAAAUAAAAUCGAAGCAAAUACAGCCGCCUGCUUUCUCCAAGGAUUCUGGCUCCAAGUCGGAGACCCAGCCAGUGGAAUUUUCGUGCUCGCCAUCGCCUUUCAUACCUUUUACGUCGUCGCCUUAGGAAAGAAGCUGAGCUACCGAGCCUUUGUUACGAUUGUGAUUGGCAUUUGGGUGUUGGUUGCAGUCCUUGUCAUUAUCCCACUCGGGUCUCAUGGAAAGGAUGUCUUCGUCCCCGCUGGGGCUUGGUGUUGGAUUAGUGAAAAGUACGAACCCAUCCGACUUGGCACGCAUUAUUUCUGGAUUUUCUUCGCCGAGUUUGGCACGGUUUCACUAUACGCUAUCCUAUGGUUCCAACUCCGUCGACGUAUCAAGCAGUCUGCGAUUCUAGGAAGCAGCCAUAUCGAGAGUCUAAAGCGCCUUCGUCGCGUUGUCGGAUACAUGGUUAUAUACCCAAUCGCUUACAUCGUCCUGUCUCUUCCUCUGGCAGCAGGACGUAUGGCAACGGCACGAGGAGACACCCCGGGCAUCGUUUACUUCUGUGUUGCUGGUGCGAUGAUUACAAGUUCUGGUCUGGUCGAUGUCCUGCUUUACACGCUCACCCGAAAGAACCUGAUUAUCGAAUCCGAGCCUAGCAUGGACCAGAGCUACCACAAAUUCCCCAGCGGCAAGAACAAACUCGGCAGCACCACGGACCCGAAGCACAUGCGGACGGACAUCAGUGCUCUUCACACCUACAAGGGCGGCGACGACGAGGAGCAGAGCCGAGAUGGCUCGACGGACGACAUUGUCAAGAACACGGGCGGCGAUGUCGAACUGACUCCGAUCGGAAAGGUGUACCAGCAUACCACCAUCGAGAUCACGUCCGAGCCCGCAUAUCCUGAGAAUGGUGAAGGCAGCGGCCGGUCAAGCGCGGACUCUCUACCGCCGACAGGCAAGCUGUCUCCCCCUGUCCCAGUGAGGAGAUGGGGAAGAUAG
Aspergillus mulundensis is the source of this 1326-nucleotide messenger RNA. RefSeq names its product protein gprC (gene gprC). The transcript has 2 exons. Gene Ontology annotation, molecular function: G protein-coupled receptor activity. Gene Ontology annotation, cellular component: plasma membrane. The record is from RefSeq and is a predicted model, not a curated record. Gene Ontology annotation, biological process: adenylate cyclase-activating G protein-coupled receptor signaling pathway. Lineage: Eukaryota; Fungi; Ascomycota; Eurotiomycetes; Eurotiales; Aspergillaceae. The coding region runs from base 1 to 1326 and encodes 441 amino acids.